GGUGAUAUUUAAGCCACUGGCAAACUCUCUCCCCAUCCAUCUCUGCCUUGGCUCAGUCCCCUGCACCUCUUCAAAGACAAAGGAGGCCCUCCAUCAGCACUCAGUCUCUCCACGAGUCCAGCACAAGAAGCUCCAAGAUGCCGGACACAAUCAUGUCCAAGGAGCCCAGUUCCAACCUGGAGAGUGCCAUGCAGAUGCUCAUAAAGACCUUCCACAAGUACUCGGGGAAGGAGGGUGACAAGUACACACUGAGCAGGGGUGAACUGAAGGAGCUGCUACUAGAGGAGCUGGGGACUUACUUAGGGACCUCCAAAGAUAAUGAAGCAGUUGAAAAGGUGAUGAACGACUUGGACGCCAACAACGAUGGGGAGGUGGACUUCACCGAGUUCAUCAUCCUGAUGGGCGCCCUCACCGUCGCCUGCAACGACUUCUUCCUGGAUGUCAAAUCAGACGACAAACCGAAAGAAGGCUCAGCAGAGAAGAAAGAUUGAAUCAGUGCAAGAGAGAAAAGAGGGGGCAGAAAAGUGGGAGAGAGAUGUGGAAAGAGGGAGUAGAGGAGGGGGGGAAAGAGGAGGAGGGGGAGGGAAGGGGAAUGAGCUGUAAAUCAGGAGAGAUUUGUGUCUUAUGCAAUUUGUAAACAACUACAACUACACAUGAGGGGCAGAUAGUUUUAGGGUUCACAGAACACAGGGCAUUCAGCAGGAGUAGUGUUUUCCCUCUGCAACUGUUUUUCAUACCACAGCAUAUCCGGAGCUAGUCAUACUGUUCUCAAAGCAGUGAGACUUUACACACAGAGCAGGGUAUAUUUCAGCUCCUUUCAACUCAAAUAUAACAGUUUAACAGUUCGGAAUAAGGCACUGGAAAGAAAGGAAGUUUGCAGAACGCACAAUAGGAUGUUUGAGCAUUUCUUGCACAUGAAUAAUUUGUGAACAUAUAUUAAGUUACAGAUUAUGAUAUUAUUGUAUGUACUCAGUGUUGACAACAAUAGAAUAUGAUUUAUUCCCUUUACUUCGCCUAUUUUGUAAUCCUUUUUGGUAAUAACCAAUGCAUUCUUCAAAAUAUUAAACAUGGCAUUUAACCAACUAAUAA
Dicentrarchus labrax (European seabass) is the source of this 1089-nucleotide messenger RNA. RefSeq names its product S100 calcium binding protein S (gene s100s). The coding region runs from base 138 to 491 and encodes 117 amino acids. The record is from RefSeq and is a predicted model, not a curated record. Gene Ontology annotation, molecular function: transition metal ion binding; calcium ion binding. NCBI's taxonomy places the organism in Eukaryota, Metazoa, Chordata, Actinopteri, Moronidae. The transcript is spliced from 4 exons.